AUGAGAUUUCCUGAUACGAUUGCAAAGAGCUUCCACAGAACUAACACUGGGUUCACCAGAGCCUGCACUAAAGAGUUCUCACUGACAUUCAGAGACUACACUAAAGAGUUCUCACUGACAUUCAGAGCCUGCACUAAAGAGUUCUCACUGACAUUCAGAGCCUACACUAAAGAGUUCUCACUGACAUUCAGAGACUACACUAAAGAGUUCUCACUGACAUUCAGAGACUACACUAAAGAGUUCUCACUGAAAUUCAGAGACUACACUAAAGAGUUCUCACUGACAUUCAGAGACUACACUAAAGAGUUCUCACUGACAUUGAGAGACUACACUAAAGAGUUCUCACUGACAUUCAGAGCCUACACUAAAGAGUUCUCACUGACAUUCAGAGCAUGCACUAAAGAGUUCUCACUGACAUUCAGAGCCUGCACUAAAGAGUUCUCACUGACAUUCAGAGCCUGCACUAAAGAGUUCUCACUGACAUUCAGAGCCUGCACUAAAGAGUUCUCACUGACAUUCAGAGACUACACUAAAGAGUUCUCACUGACAUUCAGAGCCUGCACUAAAGAGUUCUCACUGACAUUCAGAGCCUGCACUAAAGAGUUCUCACUGACAUUCAGAGACUACACUAAAGAGUUCUCACUGACAUUCAGAGACUACACUAAAGAGUUCUCACUGAAAUUCAGAGACUACACUAAAGAGUUCUCACUGACAUUCAGAGACUACACUAAAGAGUUCUCACUGACAUUCAGAGCCUACACUAAAGAGUUCUCACUGACAUUCAGAGACUACACUAAAGAGUUCUCACUGACAUUCAGAGCCUGCACUAAAGAGUUCUCACUGACAUUCAGAGACUACACUAAAGAGUUCUCACUGACAUUCAGAGCCUGCACUAAAGAGUUCUCACUGACAUUCAGAGCCUGCACUAAAGAGUUCUCACUGACAUUCAGAGACUACACUAAAGAGUUCUCACUGAAAUUCAGAGACUACACUAAAGAGUUCUCACUGACAUUCAGAGACUACACUAAAGAGUUCUCACUGACAUUCAGAGCCUGCACUAAAGAGUUCUCACUGACAUUCAGAGCCUGCACUAAAGAGUUCUCACUGACAUUCAGAGACUACACUAAAGAGUUCUCACUGAAAUUCAGAGACUACACUAAAGAGUUCUCACUGACAUUCAGAGACUACACUAAAGAGUUCUCACUGACAUUCAGAGCCUACACUAAAGAGUUCUCACUGACAUUCAGAGACUACACUAAAGAGUUCUCACUGAAAUUCAGAGACUACACUAAAGAGUUCUCACUGACAUUCAGAGACUACACUAAAGAGUUCUCACUGACAUUCAGAGCCUACACUAAAGAGUUCUCACUGACAUUCAGAGACUACACUAAAGAGUUCUCACUGACAUUCAGAGCCUGCACUAAAGAGUUCUCACUGAUAUUCAGAGACUACACAAAAGAGUUCUCACUGACAUUCAGGGCCUACACUAAAGAGUUCUCACUGACAUUCAGAGACUACACUAAAGAGUUCUCACUGACAUUCAGAGCCUGCACUAAAGAGUUCUCACUGACAUUCAGAGCCUGCACUAAAGAGUUCUCACUGACAUUCAGAGCCUGCACUAAAGAGUUCUCACUGACAUUCAGAGACUACACUAAAGAGUUCUCACUGACAUUCAGAGACUACACUAAAGAGUUCUCACUGACAUUCAGAGCCUGCACUAAAGAGUUCUCACUGACAUUCAGAGCCUACACUAAAGAGUUCUCACUGACAUUCAGAGCCUACACUAAAGAGUUCUCACUGACAUUCAGAGCCUGCACUAAAGAGUUCUCACUGACAUUCAGAGACUACACUAAAGAGUUCUCACUGACAUUCAGAGCCUGCACUAAAGAGUUCUCACUGACAUUCAGAGCCUGCACUAAAGAGUUCUCACUGACAUUCAGAGCCUGCACUAAAGAGUUCUCACUGACAUUCAGAGACUUCACUAAAGAGUUCUCACUGACAUUCAGAGCCUGCACUAAAGAGUUCUCACUGACAUUCAGAGACUACACUAAAGAGUACUCACUGACAUUCAGAGCCUGCACUAAAGAGUUCUCACUGACAUUCAGAGCCUGCACUAAAGAGUUCUCACUGACAUUCAGAGCCUGCACUAAAGAGUUCUCACUGACAUUCAGAGACUUCACUAAAGAGUUCUCACUGACAUUCAGAGCCUGCACUAAAGAGUUCUCACUGACAUUCAGAGACUACACUAAAGAGUACUCACUGACAUUCAGAGCCUGCACUAAAGAGUUCUCACUGACAUUCAGAGCCUGCACUAAAGAGUUCUCACUGACAUUCAGAGACUGCACUAAAGAGUUCUCACUGACAUUCAGAGCCUGCACUAAAGAGUUAUCACUGACAUUCAGAGCCUGCACUAAAGAGUUCUCACUGACAUUCAGAGCCUGCACUAAAGAGUUCUCACUGACAUUCAGAGACUACACUAAAGAGUUCUCACUAACAUUCAGAGACUACACUAAAGAGUUCUCACUGACAUUCAGAGACUACACUAAAGAGUUCUCACUGACAUUCAGAGACUACACUAAAGAGUUCUCACUGACAUUCAGAGCCUGCACUAAAGAGUUCUCACUGACAUUCAGAGACUACACUAAAGAGUUCUCACUGACAUUCAGAGACUACACUAAAGAGUUCUCACUGACAUUCAGAGCCUGCACUAAAGAGUUCUCACUGACAUUCAGAGACUACACCAAAGAGUUCUCACUGACAUUCAGAGCAUGCACUAAAGAGUUCUCACUGACAUUCAGAGCCUGCACUAAAGAGUUCUCACUGACAUUCAGAGCCUGCACUAAAGAGUUCUCACUGACAUUCAGAGCCUGCACUAAAGAGUUCUCACUGACAUUCAGAGCCUGCACUAAAGAGUUCUCACUGACAUUCAGAGACUACACUAAAGAGUUCUCACUGACAUUCAGAGCCUACACUAAAGAGUUCUCACUGACAUUCAGAGCAUGCACUAAAGAGUUCUCACUGACAUUCAGAGCCUGCACUAAAGAGUUCUCACUGACAUUCAGAGCCUGCACUAAAGAGUUCUCACUGACAUUCAGAGACUACACUAAAGAGUUCUCACUGACAUUCAGAGACUACACUAAAGAGUUCUCACUGACAUUCAGAGACUACACUAAAGAGUUCUCACUGACAUUCAGAGCCUGCACUAAAGAGUUCUCACUGACAUUCAGAGACUACACUAAAGAGUUCUCACUGACAUUCAGAGCCUGCACUAAAGAGUUCUCACUGACAUUCAGAGCCUGCACUAAAGAGUUCUCACUGACAUUCAGAGACUACACUAAAGAGUUCUCACUGAAAUUCAGAGACUACACUAAAGAGUUCUCACUGACAUUCAGAGACUACACUAAAGAGUUCUCACUGACAUUCAGAGCCUGCACUAAAGAGUUCUCACUGACAUUCAGAGCCUGCACUAAAGAGUUCUCACUGACAUUCAGAGACUACACUAAAGAGUUCUCACUGAAAUUCAGAGACUACACUAAAGAGUUCUCACUGACAUUCAGAGACUACACUAAAGAGUUCUCACUGACAUUCAGAGCCUACACUAAAGAGUUCUCACUGACAUUCAGAGACUACACUAAAGAGUUCUCACUGACAUUCAGAGCCUGCACUAAAGAGUUCUCACUGAUAUUCAGAGACUACACAAAAGAGUUCUCACUGACAUUCAGGGCCUACACUAAAGAGUUCUCACUGACAUUCAGAGACUACACUAAAGAGUUCUCACUGACAUUCAGAGCCUGCACUAAAGAGUUCUCACUGACAUUCAGAGCCUGCACUAAAGAGUUCUCACUGACAUUCAGAGCCUGCACUAAAGAGUUCUCACUGACAUUCAGAGACUACACUAAAGAGUUCUCACUGACAUUCAGAGCCUGCACUAAAGAGUUCUCACUGACAUUCAGAGACUUCACUAAAGAGUUCUCACUGACAUUCAGAGCCUGCACUAAAGAGUUCUCACUGACAUUCAGAGACUACACUAAAGAGUUCUCACUGACAUUCAGAGCCUGCACUAAAGAGUUCUCACUGACAUUCAGAGACUACACUAAAGAGUUCUCACUGACAUUCAGAGCCUGCACUAAAGAGUUCUCACUGACAUUCAGAGCCUGCACUAAAGAGUUCUCACUGACAUUCAGAGACUACACUAAAGAGUUCUCACUGACAUUCAGAGCCUGCACUAAAGAGUUCUCACUGACAUUCAGAGACUUCACUAAAGAGUUCUCACUGACAUUCAGAGCCUGCACUAAAGAGUUCUCACUGACAUUCAGAGACUACACUAAAGAGUUCUCACUGACAUUCAGAGCCUGCACUAAAGAGUUCUCACUGACAUUCAGAGACUACACUAAAGAGUUCUCACUAACAUUCAGAGACUACACUAAAGAGUUCUCACUGACAUUCAGAGACUACACUAAAGAGUUCUCACUGACAUUCAGAGACUACACUAAAGAGUUCUCACUGACAUUCAGAGCCUGCACUAAAGAGUUCUCACUGACAUUCAGAGACUACACUAAAGAGUUCUCACUGACAUUCAGAGACUACACUAAAGAGUUCUCACUGACAUUCAGAGCAUGCACUAAAGAGUUCUCACUGACAUUCAGAGCCUGCACUAAAGAGUUCUCACUGACAUUCAGAGCCUGCACUAAAGAGUUCUCACUGACAUUCAGAGCCUGCACUAAAGAGUUCUCACUGACAUUCAGAGCCUGCACUAAAGAGUUCUCACUGACAUUCAGAGACUACACUAAAGAGUUCUCACUGACAUUCAGAGCCUACACUAAAGAGUUCUCACUGACAUUCAGAGCAUGCACUAAAGAGUUCUCACUGACAUUCAGAGCCUGCACUAAAGAGUUCUCACUGACAUUCAGAGCCUGCACUAAAGAGUUCUCACUGACAUUCAGAGACUACACUAAAGAGUUCUCACUGACAUUCAGAGACUACACUAAAGAGUUCUCACUGAAAUUCAGAGACUACACUAAAGAGUUCUCACUGACAUUCAGAGACUACACUAAAGAGUUCUCACUGACAUUCAGAGCCUACACUAAAGAGUUCUCACUGACAUUCAGAGACUACACUAAAGAGUUCUCACUGACAUUCAGAGCCUGCACUAAAGAGUUCUCACUGACAUUCAGAGACUACACUAAAGAGUUCUCACUGACAUUCAGAGACUGCACUAAAGAGUUCUCACUGACAUUCAGAGACUACACUAAAGAGUUCUCACUGACAUUCAGAGCCUGCACUAAAGAGUUCUCACUGACAUUCAGAGCCUGCACUAAAGAGUUCUCACUGACAUUCAGAGCCUGCACUAAAGAGUUCUCACUGACAUCCAGAGACUACACUAAAGAGUUCUCACUGACAUUCAGAGACUACACUAAAGAGUUCUCACUGACAUUCAGAGACUACACUAAAGAGUUCUCACUGACAUCCAGAGACUACACUAAAGAGUUCUCACUGACAUUCAGAGACUACACUAAAGAGUUCUCACUGACAUUCAGAGACUACACCAAAGAGUUCUCACUGACAUUCAGAGCCUGCACUAAAGAGUUCUCACUGACAUUCAGAGCCUACACUAAAGUUCUCACUGACAUUCAGAGCCUGCACUAA
Molecule: messenger RNA, 5646 nt
Organism: Knipowitschia caucasica
Lineage: Eukaryota; Metazoa; Chordata; Actinopteri; Gobiiformes; Gobiidae
Source: the annotation of a GenBank genome assembly